Molecule: messenger RNA, 4650 nt
Organism: Gongylonema pulchrum
Lineage: Eukaryota; Metazoa; Nematoda; Chromadorea; Rhabditida; Gongylonematidae
Source: the annotation of a GenBank genome assembly
AUGGAAGUUAAUUUUUACGACUUCGAAGAGGUUGGAAUAGCAAUUCGGCGCUGUUCGAUCCAUAAAAAUGAUACAUAUUUCAAGGUAGCGCAUUUCUAUAAUUCGGUUGAUCAACAAAUGCUACCGUGUCAGCAGGCGAUGAUGCUCGACGAGGCUCUUGCGUUUGAAAAGCUAGUGAUAUCUGAGAAGCGAGGCGAAUUAACGACAAACAUGGCCAGCUGGGAUGAUCCAGAAAAUCUGAAAGAAUUCAUCAAGAAGCUGCAGGCAGCUGCUGAACGAUUAACCGUGCAUAAUAGGCGACUGCGAAAGGCACACCGUGAAAUAUGCGAAAAAAUGAAGCAGCUGAUGAACUUAGAUUUACUAAAAGAAGCAAAUAAAUGGAAAGAUAUCAUUGGCGAAAUCAGAAGCAAAUUAGCGGAGCAGGAACAGUACGCUGGCAGCAGGAGCAAUAUGCUUCCAUGGUUAUCGCAUUGGGAUCGGCAACUUUAUAAGGCGUUGCAACUGCAGUAUCAGUGGGGUAUCGAAAGUCUACAUUCGCAAAUACCUCAAAUUCAGACGCAGCUUGUGUUCAAAGACCAAAGGCUACAGCUGCGUCCGCCCCUGGAAGAAAUACGUGCAAGAUAUUAUCGAGAAUUAAGGAAAUUUAUUAGCAUCCCUCAGAAAUUUAGAGGUUUCCAGGACACUGACCAAGCAAACUCGUUUUUUGCAAAAAUGAUCGAACGCAAUGCGAGUCGAUUUUCGAGCGUUUUUGAAAAAGCGGAGCAGCUUUUUGAGAAGCUUGCAGAUAUUGGAAGUGAGUUCGAAGACUGGGUUGUACUCGGCCAAGUGGAUCUGGAGGAUUUGAUAACGACGCAUUUUACCCGAGCAGCAGACUGGGAGAAUCAGAUCAAGCUGCUCAAGGAAAAAGGCCGAGAUGCAGAGAAAUUGCCGCGCGAAAUCAAACUGGAAUGUAUCGUUGUGACGACAUCAGAUGUAAAGCUGACCAUUGAUAGCAUACUACAGCGCCUUUUUGAUACACUGAUUUGGACACUGCGAUAUUCCGUCAGUAAUCAGAUCCAUGAAAUUAAUCGAUUUCUGAAUGAAGCCAUUGAUGUGCUAAGCCGCAAGUCUCAGUCAAUCGAUGAGGUCGCUGAAGCUAAUCAGAAGCACAACAAAUUUGCAAAAACCAAUAAGGAGAUGAAGCAAACCCUUAAUCUGAUCGAAGAAAAGAACGUCCUGCUGCGCUCGGUUGGUGGCAGUGGCGCUGAACAGUUACCAGCACUUCUGCAGCUCUGGGAGAAGUUUGAACUAAUGCUGGACAGCCAUCAGCUAAUGAUCAAGGAACAAGUGGAGUCGCUGAAGUCUAAUGUUGAAAUACAAAUGAAAUCACUGAGUGCCGCUGCUGAAAAAUUAUAUGCUCGCUGGAACCAGUUCAAGCCAAAAAAUGACCUGAACGAGUACGACAGGAAUGCUAUGCUUGGAGCGAUACAGUUCGUAAAGGAAAAGAGAGAUGAAUUCAACGAGCUGGUGCAACGGCAACAACAAUUACUAGCAGAAUGCGAACAGUUUGACGUUCAAAAAACGGAGUUACCGCUUAUUGAAGAACUGGCAAAAGAUCUGGAAAAUUACGAGAGCAUUUGGCUAAUAUAUGAGGAGUUUAAUGCGGGCUUGCAGGAAAUGGCUUCCGAGGACUGGAUUCUUUUUAGGACAAAAACAUACCGCUUUGAUGAAUUCUUGCACGAGUGGUGUGAUAAACUGAAAAGUUUGCCACCCACUCAUAUUACUAUACACAUGCUUCGUUUGUCUGGUUGCGUUUUACACAAACAAAUUAGAAUAAGCAGUUUUCAGGAGAUGAGCACUGCACUGAAAUACUGCAGGGGUGAGGCGCUGAGUAGCGAGCACUGGCUGGAACUUUUUCGACUGUUGGGUAUGCCCAAAGGUACAACACUGGAACGGCUACAUUUCGGUGAUCUUUUGAAUGUUCACAAAGCAAUUAGUGAAAAUUUGGAGGAACUGAAAAGCUUAAACGAGCGAGCGCAAGGAGAAGUUACCAUUCGCGAAGCGCUUCAGGAACUGGAGCUUUGGGCCGCACAGACAGAAUUCGCGCUAACUGAUUAUAAGCAUUCAAAUGGAACCACAAUGAAAAUAAUCAAAGAUUGGAAAGAUACAUUGAAUUCGGUCAAAGAUAGCAAGGCAUUAUUACAGUCGCUGGAAACUUCGCCCUAUUAUGUGCAGUUUCGCGAUAAAACUUCAGUCUGGGAAACACGGCUAACUGAUACAGAACAGUAUCUGCAUUGGAUGAAUGAGAUACAGCGUAAAUGGGUUUAUCUGGAGCCAAUUUUUGGGCGCGGAUCGCUGCCAUCCGAAGCACCUCGCUUCAGUCGGGUCGAUGUCGAAUUCCGUGCCAUCUUAAAUGACGUGGUUCGUGAUACUCGCAUUGCUAGCUUGAGCUCCCGGUCAUCCUUGAAGAGGACAUUGGAACAGAUGAUCGACCAGCUUAAUCGUUGCCAACGAGCUCUAAAUGAAUUCCUUGAGGUUUAUCCUUCCCACUUUACAUAUUUGUUGAAAGAAAUCAGUUCUGCAAUAUCUAUUGUUGUUCUGCGUUUCGAAUACUCUGCAUACGAAGCAUCAUGCAAAAAGAAUUUUAUGGCUAAUGGGGUUUUUUUCUUCAGGUUAGUCCUGUGCUUUAAAUUGUGGACAUUUCAGGAAAAACGAAACGCAUUCCCUCGGUUUUAUUUUUUGGGAGACGACGAUUUGCUAGAAAUACUGGGACAAUCGAUGAAUGCACGUGGUAUCCACAAAGUGUUGUUCGGUGACAAUGGCCUAUCAAUCACAGCUAUGGUUUCGGCUCAUGGAGAAGUUGUGCAGCUAUCAAAUCCUGUCCGAAUUGUUCCUCAAGUGGAACGAUUCAAUGGUAGAAUAAGUGAUCACGUAACUUUGUCAAGACUGAUAUUUGGAGAGCGAUUUCAGGAAUGGCUGCAAAAGCUCUCUGACGAAAUGAGGGACACAAUCAGGAAACUGGUCGUUAAGUGCGUCAGGGAAGCAACUCUUGAUCCUGGAAAAUAUCCGUCUCAGGUGCUUUGCUUGGCGGAGCAAAUUCGCUUCUGCAACGAGUGCGAGCGUGCAUUGAGCAAUGUAGCCGACCUGCAAUCCUACCGAAAACGGCUUACACAAGCACUGGCAAAUUAUACAAGCGCUGAAGUGACGGACGUUGUGCUGCAAUUGAAAUUGAAAGCCCUGAUACUGGAUGUGAUUCACAAUAUAAGCGUUAUCGAUGAGCUGAUUGCGAAUGUACCUUGCACGAAAUUGUCAUGGGCAUGGCAAAAGCAGUUGCGGUUCUAUCUUGCAUCCGGGGAACGAGUGAUUUUACGACAUGUUGACACUCAGUUCUAUUACACCUACGAAUAUCAAGGCAAUGCAGCGAAAUUAGUUCAUACACCGUUGACCGACAAAUGCUAUUUAACACUUACACAAGCACUGUCGAUGGGUCUUGGAGGCAAUCCAUACGGUCCUGCAGGGACUGGAAAAACCGAAUCAGUGAAGGCUUUGGCCAAUUUGUUUGGUCGGCAAGUGCUGGUUUUCAACUGCGAUGAAGGGAUUGACGUUCACUCAAUGAAUCGCAUAUUCACUGGAUUAGUUCAGUGUGGCGCUUGGGGUUGUUUCGAUGAAUUCAAUCGCCUCGACGAGUCGGUGCUGUCGGCGGUAUCAAUGCAAAUCCAGAUUAUUCAGAAUGCAAUAAAGUCACGUUCAGCAAAAUGCUCACUGGGUAACCGAGAAAUACCUGUUGACUUGAAUUCAGCCAUAUUCAUAACACUGAAUCCAGCAGGGAAGGGGUACGGUGGACGACAGAAGUUGCCGGAUAACCUGAAGCAGUUAUUCCGACCAAUUGUGAUGGAAAUGCUGAGCUCUCAACAACAUUACGACUGGGGUUUGAGAGCACUCAGAACCGUUCUGCGCAGCUGCGGCACUAUGCUGGAGAACAACAAAGACAAAAGUGAAACUCAGCUGGUUGUCGAUGCGCUUACAUUGAAUACGGUGCCGAAGUUAACAUUUGAUGAUUCAAAGCGAUUCGCCACUCUCAUUGGUGAUAUUUUUUCAGACACUGAAAAAGGCCCAGUGCAGAUUGAGGAAUUGCUGGAACCGUUGAAACAGGCUGCGAACGAAAUGAAACUAGCGAUUACUGACACGCAGAGGAAAAAAGUAUUCGAACUGUUCGAGCAGUUACAGCAAAGAAUAGGUGUAAUAUUACUGGGUCCGAGUGGUACAGGCAAAUCAACUCUAUGGAAAGUGCUGCAUAAAGCUAUGGCACUUGCAAACAGGCCUGUGACGACGUAUGUGAUCAAUCCCAAGUCAAUGCCAAAGCAGAAACUUCUGGGUUGGAUGGAUAUGGAUACAAGAGAGUGGUCGGACGGUGUGUUAACAGCGGCUGCUAGAGAAGUUGUGAAAGACAGCAAUGCACUUGCUUGGAUUAUCUGUGAUGGAGAUGUUGAUCCUGAAUGGAUCGAAGCACUCAAUUCAGUACUUGAUGAUAAUCGCCUGGUAAAGCUCUGGUUUUUUUUCAGCGGCAUUAAAAAUACGACCAAAAAAUUUCGAAAACUGUCUCAUUUCAUUUUUUGCUCAGACCUGGCUACCAACCUUUCCAAUAGUCGUGACCAAUCCUGCUUAAGUUAG